AUGUCGGACGCUUCUCCCUUUUCCGGGUUGUCGUUCAUUCCGUUGCGAGCUCUGGGCAUAGCAUUUGGCGUUGGGGUUCUCUAUCUUGUCUGUCUGGCUGUCUAUCGCCUAUAUCUUAGUCCUCUGGCCAAAUUCCCCGGACCCCCUCUCACUGCUCUGACACCGUGGUAUGAAUUUUACUAUGAUGUCAUCAAGGAAGGGAGAUAUACAUGGAAGAUACGCGAACUGCAUCGUGAAUAUGGACCGAUAGUGCGGAUCAAUCCGUAUGAACUUCAUAUUGACGACCCAGAAUAUUAUGAUGAAGUCUAUACCGGCCCGACGAAGCCUCGUGACAAAUGGGCAUGGUCUGCGGCCAUGUUUGGGAAUUCGUCGUCGCACUUUGGAAGCGUGCCGCACAGUUUGCACCGAAUGCGACGGGCGCCCUUGAAUCCUUUCUUCUCGAAGAAGGCAGUGGCCCGGCUCGAGCCCAUGAUUCGAUCGGUUGUCGAAAAGCUUUGUGCGCGACUGGCGGGCUUUCAGCAGACCAAGGAGCCGGUCAAUCUGCGCUAUGCCUUUGCGGCGUUGACAAUGGACGUCAUCACCGACUAUGCCUUUGCAAAUUGCUACAAUUGCCUUGACGAACCCGACUUUGCGCCCGUGUGGCCCGAGGCCGUCGAUUCAGUCUCGGAGCAGAGCCAUGUCAACAAGCAAUUCCCCUGGCUGCUGCCUGUCAUGAAGUUAGUACCGCUGUGGCUCGUGGAACGGAUAAAUCCACACAUCAUGCGGCUGAUCAACUUUCAGAUUGGCUUAACUCAGCAGGUUGCGGAAAUCAUGAAGGACAAAGACACGAGUAACAAAAAUCAAAGUCACCCCACGAUAUUCCACGAGCUCAUCCACACAAGGGAGCUGCCUCCGGAAGAGAAGACACUUGAGCACCUCGUGGACGAAGGGCAAUCUGUUGUUGCAGCAGGUCAAGUCACAACCACCCACUACCUGAAUACCACGGCAUAUCACAUUCUGGCGAACCUGGAUGUCCUUGAUAAGCUGAAGGCCGAGCUCGGGGAGGCCAUGCCUGAUGGAAAAUUGCCUUCGUUACAGAAACUCGAGAGGCUUCCUUACCUCACCGCGGUGGUGUACGAGGGCUUUCGAAUGUCCUAUGGGGUGACACACCGUUUGCAACGAGUCUCUCCUACCGAACCUCUCAUUUACCACGACUAUGUCAUCCCCGCGGGGACGCCAGUGAGCAUGACAUCGAUAUUCAUGCACGAAAACACGAAGUAUUUUCCGGAACCCAAAGUGUUCAAGCCCGAGAGAUGGCUGAACCCUGGCUCCCGAGAUAGACUGGAGAAGUACCUGGUGAACUUCAGCAAGGGCACCCGGGCGUGUCUGGGGCGACACCUCGCCGAGGCAGAGAUCUAUCUCACCUUGGCGGCCGUGUUUCGCAGGUUCGACCUGAAGCUAUACGAGACUACCCGAGACGAUAUUGAUGUCGCGCACGACUUCUUUAAUCCGCAGCCACGGCGGGGGUCGAGAGGUUUGAGGGUGAUGGUGAGGGACGUAGCAUGA
Messenger RNA from Cladophialophora bantiana CBS 173.52, 1545 nucleotides. RefSeq lists its product as uncharacterized. Gene Ontology annotation, molecular function: iron ion binding; oxidoreductase activity, acting on paired donors, with incorporation or reduction of molecular oxygen; monooxygenase activity. NCBI's taxonomy places the organism in Eukaryota, Fungi, Ascomycota, Eurotiomycetes, Chaetothyriales, Herpotrichiellaceae. The transcript is spliced from 3 exons. The record is from RefSeq and is a predicted model, not a curated record. The coding region runs from base 1 to 1545 and encodes 514 amino acids.